AUGGCGGAAGUACCCAUUGUCCUUGAUGGAGGAACAGGGUUCCUUAAAGCUGGGUACGCAGGCCAGAACUUCCCGGACCACCAGUAUCCCUCAAUAGUCGGUCGGCCUAUUCUACGAUCAGAAGAACGAGAUGGAGACAUUGUGGUCAAGGACAUUAUGUGUGGAGAGGAAGCCGCGGCCGCGCGGUCAGCACUACAAAUCACAUAUCCCAUGGAGAACGGCAUAGUAAAGCGCUGGGAUGACAUGCAGCACCUCUGGGACUAUACCUUCUUCGAGAAGAUGCAGAUAGACCCUACCGGACGCAAGAUCCUCCUUACCGAGCCUCCCAUGAAUCCCCUCAAAAAUCGCGAACAGAUGUGCGAGGUCAUGUUUGAACGCUACAACUUUGGCGGCGUCUAUGUCGCUAUACAAGCAGUGCUGGCUCUCUAUGCGCAAGGUCUAUCCACUGGAGUAGUCGUUGACUCAGGAGACGGUGUCACGCAUAUAGUACCCGUAUAUGAGAGCACGGUGCUGAACCAUCUAACAAGAAGGCUGGAUGUCGCGGGAAGGGAUGUCACAAGGAACCUCAUCUCGCUGCUUCAACGAAAGGGGUACGCCCUGAACAGAACGGCAGACUUCGAGACGGUGCGGCAGAUCAAAGAGAAGCUAUGUUACGUCUCAUAUGACUUGGAACUGGACCAGCGACUUAGCGAGGACACGACCAUCUUAGUGGAGUCAUACACGUUACCGGACGGUCGGGUCAUCAGAGUGGGCAGCGAGCGAUUCGAGGCGCCGGAGUGCCUGUUUCAGCCUCACCUGGUCGACGUAGAGCAACCUGGAAUGGCGGAAUUCCUGUUCAACACAAUCCAAGCUGCGGACGUAGAUGUCAGGAGCGACCUGUACAAGGCGAUUGUGCUGAGUGGAGGAAGCAGCAUGUACCCGGGUCUGCCCAGUCGGUUAGAGAAGGAGCUGAAGCAGCUAUGGUUGACCAAGAUUCUGCAAGGCAACCCUGAGAGGUUAAACAAAUUCAAAGUGCGCGUCGAGGAUCCACCGCGGAGGAGGCACAUGGUUUUCUUAGGGGGCGCAGUCCUUGCGAACAUCAUGGCUGAACGCGACAACAUGUGGAUAUCGAAGCAGGAAUGGCAAGAACAGGGCUCUCGCGCAUUAGAAAAGUUGGGUGCACGGUCAUAA
Messenger RNA from Coniosporium apollinis CBS 100218, 1170 nucleotides. RefSeq names its product actin-like protein 2. The record is from RefSeq and is a predicted model, not a curated record. The transcript is spliced from 6 exons. Bases 1 to 1170 code for a protein of 389 amino acids. Gene Ontology annotation, biological process: Arp2/3 complex-mediated actin nucleation. Gene Ontology annotation, molecular function: actin filament binding. Gene Ontology annotation, cellular component: actin cortical patch; Arp2/3 protein complex. Lineage: Eukaryota; Fungi; Ascomycota; Dothideomycetes.